Molecule: messenger RNA, 1138 nt
Organism: Epinephelus moara (kelp grouper)
Lineage: Eukaryota; Metazoa; Chordata; Actinopteri; Perciformes; Serranidae
Gene: lyve1a
Product: lymphatic vessel endothelial hyaluronic receptor 1a
Exons: 6
Coding region: 77-964 (295 amino acids)
Biological process (GO): cell adhesion
Cellular component (GO): plasma membrane
Molecular function (GO): transmembrane signaling receptor activity; hyaluronic acid binding
Source: RefSeq, a predicted model, not a curated record
GCACACAGGCACAUAAACUGUGCAUCACUUGCCAUCCCUCUUCAUUCGUCCGUCUCAGCUCUGAGCAGUCAUAAAUAUGAUCUGGCUUUGCAUCAUAUCGGCGCUGUCAGUUAGUCCAGUCAUCUCUCAUCAAAAGACUGACACAAACCGCAUCAGUGUUUUCCCAGCGGAGAACCAAAGUAUUGCUGGAGUAUUCCAGGUGAGCGGCUUAAAUUACCUCAACCAGCCUCAGUACGUCUUCAAUGCCUCUGAUGCUCGCACGCUCUGCUUGUCCCUCAAAGUCAACAUUGCCUCAAAAGCACAAGUGCAGGAAGCUCUUAGUAAAGGUUUAGAGACAUGCAGGUUUGGUUGGAUUGAUGAACAUCUUGCAGUCAUUCCCCGCAUAAAGGCCGUUUCUACCUGUGGCAAAAACCAGAUAGGCUUGGUGACAUGGCGAGCCUCGGUUACAAACAAGUUUGAUGUGUUUUGCUUCAAUGAAUCAGAUGCAGCGGCACAAUUGAAGGAUGCAACGACUGAUAACCCUUUGAACGGCAGGGAUUACUCAGGGCAAACUCAUUCUUCUAAAGCAGCAAGCUCCACCCGCACCACGCACUCUACAUCUUCCUCCACCCCUCUGUUUUCUUCCACCUCAACUCCUAGAAGCAUGGACAAUGAGGCAGUGCCGGCUCCAAUUGUCAGCAGGUCACAGAGCUCUACUAGAGGAAAGGCUAUACUCAUCACCUCCACUUGUGCCCUUCUCCUUAUUGCAGUAAUCAUCUUUGUAUACAUAAAAAUGAGAAGGAGUCGGAGCUUGGACAUCAAGCAGCAGCAAGACUACAUCCAGACAGAGGAGUGGGUUUGUGUGACAAAAACAAAAGAACCCCAGAAAGGUGCUGAGGAAGAGGAGAGGAUAGAAGUGGGCGACGAUGCACAGAAAGAUGCUGAGGAAGAGGAGAGGAUAGAAGUGGGUGACGACGCAAGUUAGACAUUUUCUGAUGAGACAUUUUUAAGGACAUGGAAAACUACUGAGUAAUAUUGUAUAUUAAGGAUGAUGUGUCCCUUGUUGUUUCCUUUAAAAGGCUUUUUUGUUUGUAUGUGUUAUGUAUGUAUUAGUGUUUUCAGUUACAUGAUGCUAUUAAAUAGUGCUGUUUAACCACUA